AUGGUGGGCAACUGGACGUUGCAGAUUCACCUAAACAUCCACCUCAUAUCGCUCAGCAUGUUUUACACUUGUGGACCAAAUGAAGCCAUGGUGGUGUCUGGCUGUGGCCGGUCUCCUCCACUGAUGAUUGCUGGAGGAAGAGUGUUUGUGUUGCCGUGCUUUCAGCAGAUCCAGAGAAUAACUCUGAACACUAUGACGCUGAACGUGAAGAGUGACAAAGUCUACACGCGUCACGGUGUCCCCAUCUCUGUCACUGGAAUCGCUCAGGUGAAGAUCCAGGGUCAGAACAAAGAGAUGCUAGCGACAGCAUGUCAGAUGUUCAUGGGGAAGUCGGAGGGGGAAGUUGCUCAGAUCGCCUUGGAAACACUGGAGGGUCAUCAGAGAGCUAUCAUCGCUCAUCUGACUGUGGAGGAAAUCUACCAGGACCGUAAGAAGUUCUCUGAGCAGGUUUUUAAAGUGGCCUCGUCCGACCUGGUGAACAUGGGAAUAGGUGUCGUCAGCUACACUCUGAAGGACGUCCACGACGACCAGGAUUACCUCAACUCUCUGGGAAAAGCCCGGACGGCUCAGGUGCAGAAGGACGCCCGGAUCGGAGAGGCUCAGUACAAAAGGGACGCUGUCAUCAGGGAAGCCCACGCCAUGCAGGAGAAGGUCUCGGCUCAGUACAAGAAUGAGAUCGAGAUGGCCAAAUCACAGAGAGAUUUUGAGUUGAAGAAGGCUGCGUACGACAUGGAGGUUAACACCAAGAAGGCCGAGUCAGAGAUGGCCUACCAGCUCCAGGUGGCGAAGACGAAGCAGCGCAUCGAGGAUGAGAACAUGCAGGUGCAGGUGGUAGAGCGCUCGCAGCAGAUCAUGCUGCAGCAGCAGGAGAUCAUCAGGAAGGAGAAGGAGCUGGAUGCCAAAGUCAAGAAGCCCGCAGAUGCAGAGAGAUACAAGCUGGAGAAACUGGCCGAGGCGUACCGUCUGCAGCUCAUCAUGGAGGCUGAGGCUGAGGCAGAGUCCAUCAAGAUGAAGGGAGAGGCUGAGGCUUUUGCCCUGGAGGCUAAAGGCAAAGCCGAGGCCGAGCAGAUGUCCAAGAAAGCAGAUGCCUUCAAACAGUAUAAGGAAGGAGCCAUGGUCGCCCUGCUGCUGGAGAAGCUUCCACUGAUGGCAGAGGAGAUCAGCAAACCCCUGUGCUCGGCACAGAAGGUUACCAUGAUUUCAAGCGGAGGGUCUGAGGUGGGAGCGGCCAAACUGGCAGGAGAAGUGCUGGAGAUUAUGACCCGGCUGCCGAUCGCUGUGGAGAAACUCACCGGAGUCGACAUCUCUCAGGUCACUGGAAAAACACACUAA
Messenger RNA from Knipowitschia caucasica, 1332 nucleotides. The record is from the annotation of a GenBank genome assembly. NCBI's taxonomy places the organism in Eukaryota, Metazoa, Chordata, Actinopteri, Gobiiformes, Gobiidae.